AUGCUUUUGGCUGGAGUCACUGAAGACAACUGCUUUGCGUGUGACUCCAGCCAAGGGUCUUAUCAGGGAGUACCUUUCGAGCAUGAGAGCCAAAGUGGCCAAGAUGUGAUGACAGUUUUAUCCGAAAAACGGUCAAGACGGCUCACAUGCGACAGUGCUUCUGUGUGGGCGUGCAAAGUGAUUACACGCCUGACGGCUCAAGGGCGCCAAUCUUCUUCCGCGAUCGACAGCCGACGAAGUAGUUUUGUGCCGAAUUUUGCGCGUGCUGGACUGACCAUGGACUUGCUGGCUCUUAUGCAACCGCUGGGUAUUCUCGCAGCAUCUUUCGUUGGCUUCAUAGUGAUCUUCAAGAGGCGCUCGCAGAAACAUCGCAUGGGUCACUACACGCUGCCCGAAUGGAACUUCUUCCUGAAGCAGCGCUGGGCGGAGAAGAUAAUCCGUCGGAGGCUUCAGGAAGAGGAUCCCGGAGAGAAUUUCUUCAGUGUUCACCCAGAUGAUCAAGUGCACACGCUCGAGAGGGACGGAAGUGUGGAGAGUCUGCAGUUCUACGGGACUGAUUCUCAGGGAAAUGAGCUCCUGGUCAGAAUUUCCCGCCGAAAGUCUCGAGCGGCAGAUGUGGUGAUGUGUCUGAGGCUGGAGAGUGGGGAAAUCUUCACUCUCCCUCAGCAUCCAGAUACCAGAAUUCCCACUGGCAACAUAGAGGAGGCUUUCGAGGUCGCUGGUCUGCAGUUCCAGUGUCUGGAUGCGAACUCUCGCUGGAGGAUCGUCUUCGCGGGAUAUUUGAGACGAGGAAUUCGCCAGGAGUGGUCAACUACCGUUAAGGAUGACGAGUUGGUGUUCGUGCGGUUGAAUUUCAUCUGGGGAGCAGCAUCUGAACCCUUUGCCUGGCCCUGGUCGUGGAGCCCAAAGCUCAUGGCAUCAGCUCUGGCCACUGAACCUUGGCUGGACGGCAGGUGGAGCAACAUGCUGCCGCUCAGUGUCCAAGGAGUGGAUCAAUUUGGCAGUCUUCUCGGACAGAUCAGCAUAGCCGAAGGUCCCAUCAUAGAACUGAACCUUCCGGGAUCCAGGGAGAAGCGCUGGGGCAUCGAGAGAACGGAUAAUCUUCAUCGCUCCGCAACUUUCUGGAUUUCCUGUCAUGACGGAUUGGUUUUUACACUUAACACAAUCAGCUUCAGUGACGGACUUACGCACGUGCAAUCUGGGAAUGUUCGCGUGCCAUGCGGCGACGUUUACGCCAUUGACUGGAGUGACUUUCAUCUCUCAUCUCUGGCUGAACACCCCAAAAGUCUUCCUCGAGCUUUGACAUUCAGAUUUUCCAGUGAAGGAAGAAAUUUCACAGCUGUUCUGCAUUUCCACCUGGAUCAGAUUCUUCCACUGCAAGGCGGACGUCCGCUUGAGUGGUUUUCCCGUCUCGUCUCCUUCCAGGCCACAGUGAAUGGCAUUCCAGGACGCGGGAGUGUUUGUCUUUUCUAUCCCGAGUCCUUCAUGGAAGUCAAUCUGCCAUAUCCCGUGGAGGAAGGCCGCUGCCGACGGUUGAGGUACAAGGAUAUCAAGCCCGGAAGGAGGCUGGUGGUGAAACUGACUGACACGGAUGCUCAGAGUGUGGCUGUGGCCGGUGGGAAAGGAGCAAGCUUGGCACUGCUCACAUGUGCCGCUGAGAAUGGAAACUUCACAGUUCCUGGAGGAUUCAUUGUCACCUCAGCGGCGUACAAGCUUCAGAUGCACACCAAUCAGGAAGUGCAGAGUCUCUUGGAGAUAAUCGAGAAUAUUUGUGGAGGAGAAAUUGAGGGUGAUCUCAAGGAAUCGUGUUCCAAAGUCACAGAGAUGAUAAGCAAUUUGACUUUGCGAGAAGAGAUUCUGAAGGAUAUCAAUGAUUCACUGUCUGAAGCCACAGGAAGUGAUUCAGAUGACAACACAGGAGAUUUUGAAGUGGUACGAGAAAUCAGAUAUGCCGUGAGGAGCAGCGGGAUCAGUGAAGAUGGCAGCGAUGCUUCGGCUGCUGGCCAGAAUGAGACAUUCUUAGGUUUGUCCAGUGCCGAAGAGAUCCUGAAGGCCAUUGUCAAAUGCUGGGCUUCUCUGUACACCUUCCAGAGUGUCCAGUAUCGGCGGCAGAACACACAGCCCAUCAUCACCGAGAUGGCUGUGGUUGUCCAGCAAAUGGUGUCUGCAGAUGUGGCGGGAGUGCUGUUCUCUCGUCAUCCCUCCACGGGAAAUCCCAGCCAUGUCCUCAUUACAGCCAACUAUGGCCUGGGCGAGUCUGUGGUGUCAGGAGAAGUCGAUCCGGAUGUCUUUGUAGUGAAGAGAAACUUCCACGACACGGAAUUCAGGCUGAUUGAGACGAGUAUUGGCAAGAAGGAGUACAAAAUCAGAAUGGCGCCGAAUGGAAAGGACGUGGAGAAGGUUCCUCUGGAUGAGGAUGUCCAGAAGAGCACUUGUCUCAGUGAGAAGUUGAUCGUCAAAAUCACGGAAAUCGGUGUGCGCCUUGAGCAGCUCUACGGAAAUCCUCGGGAUAUCGAAUGGGCGACUUUUGAUGGAAAGAUUUAUCUGCUACAGUCGCGUCCUAUCACUUCUCUGGACGCGUUUACAGACUGGGAGUUGGCGCAUGAGUAUGAUUAUGCAGUGAUGAGUCCGGAAGAUGCCAGAUCCACGGCGAACGUCCAGGAAGUGUUUCCAGGUUGCACAGCUCCACUUUCCCUCCUCGUGGUGGCUAAGUUGAUCGAUGAGGCGACUUUCCAGCAAUACACGGGCUUCAAAUCCUCUAAACUGCUUUUCAAUGUCUUUUGGCUUGCCACAUAUCAACUUGGCUUCGAGGUAUACAAUUUAAUACUGCGACAACCUGAAGAGAAAAUGCAGGCAAUGCAGAAAGUUUUUGACUUGGCAAUUAUGGGCAAGGAAUUCAUGACCGAAGAGGUUCUAAAGAUUGGAAUUCAUAGGCGAGGAAUUGUCAGCAAAUGGGAGAAGACCAAAUUGUUGACGCAGCUUCUGUCCCAGAUUCUAAACAAUGGCUCGAGAUCAAAGCGAGGCGUGGUUGUGGCGAAAUCCUUCAAGAACGAGUACUCUCCUGAGAGUCUGGAGAGGUUCUCGACAGCUGCUGAACUGUACGAGGACAUCAAGGGGAAUUACGACUGUUUCAAGAAGAUGGCCGAGAUUCAUGGUGCCGUUUCGCAAGUGUCUGUAAUGUCUCAACUCGUCCUCAUCAUGGUGAUGAUGGAGGGAACUAAUGACCUGACGGAUGAACACCUCAACGAUCUGGCUCUCCUGCUCAGGUGCAGCAAGGAGGUGGAGUCAGCGGAGAUUCCCAAAAAUCUGGCAGAGAUUGGCAGGAAGAUCCUGGCAUCUGGACAAGCGGAGGAGUUCAGCAAGUUAAAUCCCAAAGAAGGCGUGACGUUUCUCGAGACAAACUGCCGUGAAGCGCACAAACUCUUCACAGACUUCAUCACCAAAAAUCACCACAGAGCUCUCAAGGAGUUCGACUUGGCCACAGAGACUUGGGGAAUGCGUCCAGAUAUCGUCAUUGGGAUGCUCCAGGCGAAUGUGAAGUUUGGAAAAGCUCCAGCAACAGCUUCCGCGGAGGACAAUGAGGACAUUGUUGAUCAGCUGCGAACGCCUAAGAGAAAACUUACGAAAACUAUCUUGAGACGCCUCGUGAGUCUGCUCAAGAAGUCCGUGCAGCGCCGAGAACUAUCCAAGAGCAACCUCAUCGCUGUUGUGCAUGAGUUUCGGAUGGCUUAUCGCCACAUGGGGCGUCUUAUGGUGGCCGAAGGAAGGCUGUCUGAAGCGCAACUCAUCUUCUAUCUCGUCCCAGCAGAGAUUGAUCGACUGCUCAAGCACAGAGAUGCCAGAUUGGUGCACAAAGCCUCUCGGCGCCGAAGACUCAUGGCUCAGUGGGAGGACAUAAAGUUCCCAGAUAUACAAACUGGACUUCCGCGAUCACUCAACAGCAGUGUUAGCAUUCCCGAGGACAGUGGAGAGUGCAUUGUUCAGGGCACGACAGUUUGUCCGGGUUUAAUCACAGCGCGUGCUUGCGUGCUGAAGAGCUUCGCCGGAGUUGAUCAGAUUGAGCCAGGAGACAUCCUGAUAACGUACAGCACGGACAUCGGAUGGAGUCCGUACUUCCCGAUGCUGGGCGCUGUGGUGACGGAGUUGGGAGGCCUGAUCUCCCACGGAGCCGUGGUGGCCAGGGAGUACGGCCUGCCCUGCAUUGUGGCGGCCAAUGGAGCCACGGAUUACUUCAAGACGGGCGACAGAGUGACUCUGGACGCAGGACGAGGGGUCAUAUUUCGCACAGAGUUGCACUCUUGAGGCAUUCAUGGGAGAAAGUAUUUUACAUAAAUGUUUUUAAGUUCAUUGGAUGAAGCUUUAGAUCACAAGAUUGAAUUGUGAUUGUCAGGGAAGUCAAUUAGAAUGCUAGUGGAAUUAUUUGAUAUUCUUAUCACAAGUAGAAGAAUUUUUCAUAUAACAAGAGAUCGUCUUUAGAAAGCACACAAUUUAGUAUGAAUAAAUGGAAUUGGACAUUUUUUCAAUGAAAAAUA
Molecule: messenger RNA, 4532 nt
Organism: Phlebotomus argentipes
Lineage: Eukaryota; Metazoa; Arthropoda; Insecta; Diptera; Psychodidae
Exons: 7
Coding region: 1-4302 (1433 amino acids)
Biological process (GO): phosphorylation
Molecular function (GO): kinase activity; ATP binding
Source: RefSeq, a predicted model, not a curated record